Molecule: messenger RNA, 1394 nt
Organism: Plectropomus leopardus (leopard coralgrouper)
Lineage: Eukaryota; Metazoa; Chordata; Actinopteri; Perciformes; Serranidae
Gene: gpx4a
Product: glutathione peroxidase 4a
Biological process (GO): response to oxidative stress
Cellular component (GO): nucleus; mitochondrion
Molecular function (GO): glutathione peroxidase activity; phospholipid-hydroperoxide glutathione peroxidase activity
Source: RefSeq, a predicted model, not a curated record
UGUUUUCUCGGAUUAUGAUUAUUUGACUGAACUGGGCUCAGUCUUUAUGACUUUAUGGGGCAAGAUUUCUGAGUUUAUCACGUGUGCUGAUUUACUGGUGUAAUUAUUUUGUUUUUCAUCGUGAUAUUAAGGUCAUUACCUAACAAGUUUAUGUGUUUCUUCAGACUGUUGUCCUUUGCUCCAGCCACGUGAGGCUCAACCCCACACAGCCUAAUUUUUGCCUUUAAAAGGAGUCAUGUUUUGUGAAGAGAUUAUGAUAACUUUGUGGACUGUGGACUGCAGUUCAUGUGCAGCUCUGAUGUGGAUCUAUUAGUCAGCAGCAGAGAGGGACCUAUUGGAGAAUCACAGCCUAUCAAUUCUGUUAAUGAUCACCCGCUCUCUUUACAUGAGGACGCUGGAUCGUGCUCUCUCUCUCAGUAGCUGAUUUGUGAUCUGACAGUGAAGUUGCACCUUAAGCCCCUCAGGGAGGUUACAGAUUUGAUUGCGUCCUGCCUUCAGAGGACCUUACUGAAGGGCAGUCAUGCGUCUGAUAGGGUCCGCUGUCCUUUUCUCUGUCCUGCUGCAGGCUAUGUCUGCUCCGACAGAGGACUGGCAGACGGCUACGUCUAUUUAUGACUUCUCAGCAACAGAUAUUGAUGGCAAUUUGGUUUCCUUGGAAAAAUACAGGGGGAAUGUUGUCAUCAUCACCAACGUUGCCUCUAAAUGAGGUAAAACCGAAAUAAACUACUCUCAGUUUGCUGACAUGCACGCCAGGUACACUGAGAGAGGUUUACGCAUCCUCGCCUUCCCUUCUAACCAGUUUGGGAACCAGGAGCCCGGCACUGAUGCUCAGAUCAAGCAGUUUGCUCAGUCCCACAACGCCCAGUUUGACAUGUUCAGUAAGAUCAAUGUGAACGGGGACGAUGCUCAUCCUUUGUGGAAGUGGUUGAAAGAUCAGCCUAAUGGGAAAGGCUUCCUGGGAAAUAGUAUCAAGUGGAAUUUCACCAAGUUUUUGAUCAACAGAGAGGGUCAGGUGAUGAAGAGAUAUGGACCCCUGGAUGAUCCGAGUGUGGUGGAAAAGGAUCUUGGCAGAUACUUGUAAACAUCUAACUGAUGACUGAUGCCUCCAUUUUGUCUUCCUAACGCCUUUUAUAGCUCUUUUUUCCUUCUCUCCAAACACCAGUGGAUAUAGUUUGAGUCCACCCCAGACCAGUGACGGCCUGUUCAUAAACCCGCAUGGCGGGCAGAGCAGGCCUGAUGAAAAUGGCGUGCAAACCUCCUGGGAGGAUUACCAAGUUUGUAUCCACUUGGUUCUGUGGCGAGAAGGAGAAAUAGGCUCUAAAUGGUUCAUUAACUCUUUUAGUAGAUUAAUGCGUGGCAUUUCUUUCAUAAUAAAAGAUAUUGUUCUAAUGGUA